Messenger RNA from Fibroporia radiculosa, 2037 nucleotides. RefSeq lists its product as uncharacterized. Bases 1 to 2037 code for a protein of 678 amino acids. The transcript is spliced from 3 exons. NCBI's taxonomy places the organism in Eukaryota, Fungi, Basidiomycota, Agaricomycetes, Polyporales, Fibroporiaceae. The record is from RefSeq and is a predicted model, not a curated record.
AUGGCCGACACUAUUCACGCCCGGAGGAUGGAUGUUCAUCGUCGCAUUGCUGGCCGAGACAUCUUUCAAAGCAUAGAUCCCCUAGGUCCCUUUACCUUUGGUCCCCCUAAUACGGUGCAGACUUCUCCGACCCUGGCUCCGGCACCGCCUUCAACCUCCAUACCUCCCACUAAGCCGACUACGACCCAGACCACUUCGGACGACAAACCAACUCCGUCAAACGCGACUACCGCCAAGACUUCGACUUCGUCGUCGCGUGUCUCGUCCACAACGGGCUCAUCUGCCUCGAACUCGACGGCUUCGUCCUCAAAGACGACGCCCACGACGUCGAGCACCGCGACUUCGACAUCAUCUACGUCGUCCUCGACUUCGUCGUCCACCUCAUCCUCGUCCUCAUCGUCCCCCUCCCCCACAAGUACUACUCAGUCUGCCAUCACUUCACUUACGACUUCAAAUCCUAUUGCGGUAUCUACCACCCCACUUAUACUUACAUCGACUGUCCCAACCGCGUCUUCGCUGUCGCCUUCUCUCACAGCUAAUGGCGCUGCCGCUAGUGCUUCUGCGUCCUCUGAUUCUGUCAGCACGGGGGCCAUCGUCGGCGGGGUUGCAGCUGGAAUUGUUGGCGUGGCUGGCAUAUUAUUCGCAGCACUCUACUUCUGGCGUCGCUCUCACAGGCACGAUGAUGACACCGAGGAUGAUUUCAGUGCGCGUGCACUCAGACACCAGUCGGUCAUUCUCCCAGACGAAGGUAUGCCAUCACGUUCGGGCUCCAUCCACCGCGGACCCAGCCCAACGCCCCCAAAUGUGAUGGAGCAGACCAUGACCGACGCCGGUAUGCCCGUAGCACUCGGUUCGGGAUCGACUUUCCAGGGCUACGGUGCGCACGGUGGGUACUACAAGGACCGUUAUCCCGCCGAGCAGUCGUUUGAACCGGGUCAAUACGUUCCUACGAACGCUGGAACGCCCGCGCAGCCGAUGAUGAAUCCAUUCGUGGCAUCGUACGGCCAAUUGCCCCUCGCCGCAGCUGCUGUCAACGGCUCUCCGUACGCCUACGCAAAUUCCGCGCAGCAGUCGGUCUCUGGGCAACCAUCGAACGUUGCAGGGCCGUACUUUGUUCACCGUUCACCCACCAGCCCAACGCCUGCGUUAACCCGCCAGCCAACCUUUGUUCCCGCCCAGAAUGUGUCGCACGCGCCGUCUAGCGUUGUCACGUCGAACUUAUACCGCCAGCCGUCCGAUAUUGUUGCUGACCUCCUGUCGCGACAACAGUUGGGAAAUGCGGCACAGUAUUUGAAACGACAGUCGCCUCCGGGGAACUCACCGCCAGGGCAGUCUGGUCCUGGUGCGCAUUAUGUUGAUCUGAGUCGCUCCAGUGUCACGCCGUUCCAGGCGGCGCAAUACUCGGAGAUCUCACGGCACUUAAACAUCUCUUCGCCAUUGCCCAUGCCGUCGCCGGAGGCUGCCGCUGAAGCGGCCCGCGUUGCUGUGAGGAGCGAUCCGACCGUGGCACAGAAUGCUGCAUCUCCUGCUCGCCAUUCUGGAAAUGCAAUGAUCGACACUGUGUCUAACCCGGAUGUCCCAGAUCGUGAGCAACUCAAGUCCCCCUUCGAUGAUCCUGAGGACGUGCAUGGAGUGGUGAUGGAUUCUGAAGGCCACGAUGACCGCUUCGUUGACGCUCCCGAGAGCGUUAGGUCGAAUCGCGACUCUUUUGCACCGCCCCCUUCGCCACGGUUCGAGUCUCACGUCCGUGUGCCAUCCACUCCGCCUAUUCUCCCAGAGAUUCAAGUCCCCCAGCGCUCAUUCUCGCCGAUCUCUACGCCUGCAUUCAUGACGCCCAUUGGACCUUCCCCGUUAGUUUCGUCGACAGUUUUACCGCCGCCUCCGGCACAUGUUGCACCGACUUCGUUCACGGAAGAUCCUACGAAGAGUCUCAUCGCCGCCGCUGGACUGGAUGAACCUGUUUCUGGCCAACGUGCACAGCGAGUCGAGUCAAUAUAUACGUUCUAUGACGAUAGCAAUACCCAUGUGGAUGCUUGA